Grosmannia clavigera kw1407 is the source of this 1533-nucleotide messenger RNA. RefSeq lists its product as uncharacterized. Gene Ontology annotation, molecular function: N-acetyltransferase activity. NCBI's taxonomy places the organism in Eukaryota, Fungi, Ascomycota, Sordariomycetes, Ophiostomatales, Ophiostomataceae. The record is from RefSeq and is a predicted model, not a curated record. The coding region runs from base 1 to 1533 and encodes 510 amino acids. The transcript is spliced from 2 exons.
AUGGCCACUCUCCCGACAGCGGUGCGACCACUGGGCACAUUUCUAGGCCUGCACAAGGGUGUCAUCACGGUGUGUCGGUAUGCGGUGCCGACGAGUGUCGACGGCCAGCCACGGACGAAGGAGCAGGUGCGGGCGCGCGUGGAGGCGGCCGUGGCGGUCGUGAUUGGUCAGCUGGGAGCGCUGCGGACGGGGAUCGCGGGCGAGGAGACACGGCAGCCGCAGUUUGUAGCGGUGGCCUCGGUGGACGUGCGAGAGCAUGUGGAGUGGCGAGGGGGAGGAGAAGCCGAGGAGAAAGAGCUCGAACGCCAGCUAGAGGACGAGUGUGGACGGUCGUGGCCCGACUUGGAAACACAUCCGCCAUGGCGGCUGCUGGGCUUCAACCGUGAUCCUGACGACCGGCCGCAACACAUCGACCUCGCCUUUGCCGCACAUCAUGCCUUGGCCGACGGAAAGAGCGGCCAGGUGUUUCACCGGUUUCUGGUGGAAGCGCUGAACGAGGGCGAGACGAUGGGCGAGAUCGACAGCGAAACGAAUACACCAACCAAAACCGACAGCACGGCCGUCCUCCGAUUCGACAACGUUCCCUUGCUGGCGCCACCACAGGAGCAGCUCGUCCGCUUUACCGUCUCGUGGGGCUUCUUUGCGCGCACGCUGUGGAACGAGCUGGGACUGGCCUGGUUGAAGCGGGCGGUGGCAGCAGUCCUAGGAAGAGGAGAGACGUCGUCUGCGCCUGUUCUCUACACGGGCGACCAGCCGAUCCGUCUGGUGCUGGGCCGCACGCGCGUGUGCCUCCUCUCGGUGGCGCCGCCUGACCUGGCCGCCCUUCUGGCCGCCUGCCGCGUGCACGGCACCACGCUGACGCCACUGUUGCACGGGCUGCUGCUGGUGGCGGCAACAGCGGCUCGCCGGAAGAUGCCCUUGGCUGGCGCGACAACGACCUUUUCGGGCACGACGCCUAUUAGCUUGCGGGGUCACGUGACCCAACCCAAGCCGCAGCUAGACAUGAAGCGGACCAUGGGCAACUAUGUGUCAGCGUACCGACACGUGUUCAGUCGAGGGGCAGUGCAGGUUCUGGAAGACGCUCCGGUCGUCGGAAGCCACCCCGACGCGGCCCUCUGGGAGGCCGUGGCCGAAGUGGACGUCGGACUGCGGGCCUGCACGGCCGACGUGACGCGCGACAGCGUGCUCGGGCUGUUGGCGUGGGUGCGUGACUGGCACGGCUGGUUCCGUGGAAAGGCCGGACAGCUGCGCGACGACACGUGGGAGGUGUCCAACGUGGGGACGAUGGACAACAACAACGACAACAACAGCGGCGGCUGGCACCUCACGCGAUCCCUCUUCGUCUUCACGGCUCCGGCGACGGGCCCGCUGCUGGAGCUCACGGCGGCCAGCGUGCAUGGCGGACCGCUGACGCUGGCGUUGGUGCGACAGCAGGGCAGCCCGGCAGAGGAGCAGUUCUGCGAGGAGGUCUGGGCCGACGUGAAGACGAGCCUGUGGCGGUUUCGCCACAGCGGACGCUUUAUGGGGGAGUAG